This is a messenger RNA of Sorex araneus (European shrew), 2915 nucleotides long. RefSeq names its product transmembrane protein 179 (gene TMEM179). The transcript has 4 exons. The record is from RefSeq and is a predicted model, not a curated record. Bases 820 to 2052 code for a protein of 410 amino acids. NCBI's taxonomy places the organism in Eukaryota, Metazoa, Chordata, Mammalia, Eulipotyphla, Soricidae.
CCUGUCCCUGUUGACGCCAAAGGUGUUAGAGGUGGGAUGGGGAGGGCGGGAGUGAGACUUUCAUUCUGUUUAUUUAAUACAUUUACCUACUGCCUGGCUUUAAAAAUAAACAUCUACCGCUUAGACAAGAAAGCAAAACGCCCUUUCAGCGCCGCAACAGAAAUGGCCAUGCGGAGUCAGCGUUUCUCUCAGGCGCGACACGAGGCUUUCCUGGCUCUGGGGACUGGACGGACGUGCCUGGGGCUUCAGGGGAGCGGGAAAAGGCAUCAAUCCUAUUAAUUAAUGCACCAGCAGGUUCCUCUCCGCGCAGGAUGUCUUAAUGAGGUGCCCGGGGCAUGCACUGUUUAUCUUACAAACAUCACCCCGGGUACCACUUGUCUGGGUAACCUAACAGAUGUCCCCGCCGAGGGCACGGCGCCGGGGUGGGGGGCACUCCCUCCCCACCGCCCCGCGCGCGGAGAGCCCAGCUCCCUCAGUCUGCCUCCCUCCCUGUUUGCAGCACAGGAAGACCCUCGCCUUUGAACGGCUCAUUCUUUUUUUUUCUCUUUUUUUGUUUUUUUUUGUGUCACACCUAGCGAUGCACAGGGGUUACCCUGGCUCUACACUCAGGAAUUACACCUAGCGGUGCUCAGGGGACCUUUUGGGAUGCUGGGAAUUGAACCCGGGUGGGCCGCGUGCAAGGCCCUUGCUAUAACUAUCACUCCAGCCCCCUCAAAGGGCUUGUUCUACCCAGGUCUGAAAUCCACGUCCUAGUCACUCCCUGGCCCCUCCGGGACACCCCUAAGUGAGGUCGAGGGGGCCGGGACCCGGAGUUGGCCUAUGCGGAACUCACUCUGGGGGUCCUGGGCUAUCUUAACGGCAGGGAGUCGGGAAGGCGGGCGGCAGCUGGGUUUCCUCCCGGGGUCUCCACGUUGCACCUCCCGCGGGGUCCCAGGAGCUGGCCGCGGUGCUGACCGCCGGGGUACUGGCCGCCGCGCGCCCGCCUUGGGCCGCCGCCGCGCACGCGUCCCGGGAGGGGCGCGCAGCCGCCGCCGGCGCCACUGCGCAGCCUCGCGAGCCGCUGCCUCGGCCCGGUCCGCGCGGCGCCCGGCCCGAACCCGGCCCGAACUCGGCUCGAACCCGGCCCGAACCCGGCCCGAACCCGGCCGAACCCGGCCCGAACCCGGCCCCCUCGCUCCGCGCCCAGCUCCCUGCGCCCAGACCCGGCCCCUGCCCACGCCCCGCGCCCCACCGGCCCCCACGCCCCGCGCAUCCCGCGCCCCGGCCUGUGCCUCGCGCCCCCGCGCCCCGCCCCCGCGCCCCCCGCGCCCCCGCGCCCCGGCCUGCGCCCCCAGACCCCGCUACCGCCGCGCCAUGGCGCUCCGCGGCCUGGCCUUGGCGCAGUGCGUGUGCUACUUCCUGGCCUUCCUCUUCAGCUUCAUGGCGGUGGUGCCGCUGUCCGAGAACGGCCACGACUUCGGCGGCCGCUGCCUGCUCUUCGCCGACGGGCUGUGGCUCGCCAACCUGUCGGUGCGGGGCCGCGAGCGCUUCACCGUGCAGGAGUGGGGCCCGCCCGCCGCCUGCCGCUUCGGCCUCUCCGCCGGCCUCCUGUCGCUGCUGCUGGCCGCCGCGCACGCCUGGCGCUCGCUCUUCGUCCUCUGCAAGGGACACGAGGGCUCUGUCCUGGGAGCCUUGGUGAAUCUGCUGGUCAGCGCCUUGGUGGUCUUCGUGGUAUUCAUCGCCAGCACCAUCGUGAGCGUGGGCUUCACCAUGUGGUGUGACGCCCUUACCGACAAGGGCACUGUGCCCCACAGCUGCAAAGAGUUCCAGGACACGGACUUGGAGCUGAACGUGGACAACUCAACCUUCUAUGAUCAGUUUUCCGUUGCUCAGUUUGGCCUGUGGGCUGCGUGGCUGGCCUGGCUGGCCCUCACCGUGCUGGCGUUCCUGAGGGUGUACCGCAGCCACCGGGAGGAGGACCUGCUGGAUAGCCUGGCCCACGAGAAGGAGCUGCUGCUGGGCCGCGCCACCGGGCGGUCGUCCUUCCAGGGCGAGAAGAGCGCUGUGGUCUAGCCUGGGGCAGCUGCGCCCCUGGGCCCUCUGCCGUGGGACUGGGGGCGGGGCUGGGCUCCACCUCUGGGUGCCUGGUGACUGAUCUGUGCAUGGUCCCGAGUGACCCCAGUGCCCACCGUGGCCCCUUGACCCUGUCUGUGUGUCCCAAGUGCCGGAGACUCGGGCAUGUCCCUGUCAUCUGGGCUGUGUCCCCUCCCUGACGUCAGCAUCAGGGCGCAGAGGCCGUGCGGUGUCCUGGCUGGCCGCUGAGGGUGGCUGGGCGGUGUCCUGGCUGGCCGCUGCCCUGACCUGGAGGAGCCCCGCCUCGCCAAGUUGCGCUCUGGCUGUGGGCCUGCCCACUUCCGCCCGCAGCAGGGACGGGCGGGCUGUCGUUAAGGCCUCUGGGUGGGGGAAGCCGUGUUGGACGGCCUGUCUGCACCCUCACUGGCUGUGUCCAGGCUCCCAGAGUGCCCUGCCCAAGGCCCCCGACCCUCUCAUGAGAUCCGGCCCUGCAAGGCUUGACCCUCCGCCCCGACAGCUGCUGGGAGCCCCCGGAGGGGCCGAGCACAGGGCCUGGCCCGACUGGAGGCGCCUCUGGGCUCCCGGUCCCAGGGGGCUCUGCUCAGGCCCCCUGACCCCAGAGUUCCUAGCUGUUGGGGGCCACUGUCCAGGGCUCUCCGGGGAGUGCUCAGGGCCUGCGGGGCUGUUGCCCCCAGACCCAGACUCGGGGCAGGCCAGUGGGGCAGCUCGCUCUGCCGGCCCCAGCAUGUCACCGGCUCCGCCCGCGGGGUCUGACUCCCCUUGUAAGUCACAUCUGCCGCCCCGAGCAUGGGUCCCUGCCACGUGUGUGUCUCGAGCCUCAAUAAAACCCACACAUGCGCCCA